Molecule: messenger RNA, 936 nt
Organism: Suncus etruscus (white-toothed pygmy shrew)
Lineage: Eukaryota; Metazoa; Chordata; Mammalia; Eulipotyphla; Soricidae
Product: olfactory receptor 8S1-like
Exons: 1
Coding region: 1-936 (311 amino acids)
Biological process (GO): G protein-coupled receptor signaling pathway
Cellular component (GO): membrane
Molecular function (GO): G protein-coupled receptor activity; olfactory receptor activity
Source: RefSeq, a predicted model, not a curated record
AUGGCCUUGGAGAACCACACCACCAUCACCGAGUUCAUCCUGCUUGGGCUUUCUUCUAAUCGCAAUGUUCAGAUUCUGCUCUUUGUCUUGUUCCUACUGAUUUACAUCCAGACACUUCUGGGAAACCUGCUAAUGCUGGUGGUGAUCAGCAGUGACCCCCAUCUCCACACGCCCAUGUACUUCUUCUUGAGCCACCUCUCUUUCCUGGACCUUUGUUUCUCUUCAGCCACAGUGCCCAAGUUGCUGGAGAACCUCCUGUCUGAGAAGAAGACCAUUUCUGUCCAGGGAUGCCUGGCUCAAGUCUUUUUUGUUUUUGAUACCGGGGGAACCGAGGCCUCCUUGCUCUCGGUGAUGGCCUAUGACCGCUAUGUUGCCAUCUGCCACCCUCUGCUCUAUGGUCAGAAGAUGAGCAAUAAUCUCUGUAAGGGGUUAGCGUUGGGUGCCUGGAGCCUGGGCUUUUUCGAUGCCCUCCUCAACAUCCUUCUCGCUAUGAGUUUGGAUUUCUGUGAGGAUCAGUCCAUUCCACACUAUAGCUGUGAGUUGCCAUCUCUCUUCCCUCUUUCCUGUUCUGAUAUCUCUGUCAAUUUUGCAGUAAUGCUCUGUUCUGGCCUCUUUCAUGGAUUCGUUACUUGUUUCCUGAUUGUUUUUUCAUACAGUCUCAUUAUCUCCACCAUACUCAAUAUCAGCUCCUCCUCAGGAAGAGGCAAGACGUUCUCGACCUGCUCCUCGCACCUCUCUGCAGUGCUGCUGUUUUAUGGCUCGGCCUUCCUUCGCUAUUUUAUGCCUAGCUCAGGUUCCUCGUUGGAGAUGAUCACGUCUGUCCAGUACAGUGUGGUCACUCCUUUAGUGAAUCCCCUCAUCUAUAGUUUGAAAAGCAAGGAGGUGAAAACAGCUAUGAGAAGGACACUUAAGAAAUACUACCAAUAUUUCAGGUAG